Selaginella moellendorffii is the source of this 2131-nucleotide messenger RNA. RefSeq names its product protein ECERIFERUM 26-like. The record is from RefSeq and is a predicted model, not a curated record. Gene Ontology annotation, molecular function: acyltransferase activity, transferring groups other than amino-acyl groups. The coding region runs from base 713 to 1969 and encodes 418 amino acids. NCBI's taxonomy places the organism in Eukaryota, Viridiplantae, Streptophyta, Lycopodiopsida, Selaginellales, Selaginellaceae. The transcript has 3 exons.
GGCAUUGACCAAUUUUGACCACCAUUGACGGAGAAGUCAACGCGAAGAUCCCUUUGUGGCAUUCAAUGCCCGCGCAACAACACCACCAACUACGAACAAACGCAGGUCGUCGCGCUUAUAAGAAAUUCCUGGGGAGAAGACGAUGAGCGAAUCAAUCCCCUCACAUUAAUUCCACCCAUUGACUUCGCUGGCCGUGUAAGUAGUAGUGUGUGUUGGUGCUGUUGCUCAGUGCUGCUGGCUUGUUCUAAACUUUUUUUCUUUCUCUUUUGGCCCCCAUCCAUCUUCUCUUUUGCCUGUCUUCUCCAACACGCUUUGAUGAGCCCCACCAGCCAUGGCCAGCCAGCUUUGGUGCCUGCAAUUGAUUGCAAAGUGAGUGGAGCGAGGAAAAGAACUUAACGAGAGAGAAGAGGGGCAUUAUAAGGACCCCGUGCUUAGCAUUCGCGGCCAAAUCCACCACUCUCCCUCUUUUCCUUUCCCCAUCACUUCCUUGCAUUUACCUCCACAACGCUUGCUUAUCUCAUCUUCAAACUCCACCGGAGGAACGCAAGGGAGUAGCAGCAGCAGCAGCAGCAGCAGCGCUGGGAUCGAAUCAAGGACGUGCCUGGAGGAAAACGAUUCCUGAGGACUUUCCAAAAGCGAAAAGAAAAGAAAUAAAAAAGACCACCACCACUCUCACCUCCAGGAAAGGCAAAUCCACAGGCCUGUUCCAGCAAUGUUGAAGCAGCAGCAUCAUCACCAAGUCACAAUUCAUGGAGUCAAGACCGUGGUUUCAAUUCAUCCCUCCCAGCUCGCAAUCCACCCCGUCUCCAAGCUCGACAGCAUCCUCAGCAACUUCUACCUCCACACUGUCAUCUACUUCGACAAGGUACCGACUUCCUCUCCCUGGGAAGUCGAAAGAGAGGAGCUCAACUUCUCCCUGGCCGAAGUUCUCGAUCUUUUCCCCUCCGUGAGCGGGAGGCUGCGGGUGCUGGACAACGGCAACCUGGGAAUCAAGAGCAACGAUGCCGGCAUCCGAGUCGUGGAAGCGACCUGCGACUCGAGCCUCCGGGAGUGGCUCGAGGCGGAAAAGGACGGAUCCAACCGGCAGCAGCUUCUUCCGGAGGUCCGAAUCUCCGACUACAGCGUCUCUCCGCUGCUCGCCAUCCAGUAUACUCUGUUCCGCGGCGGAGGCCUCGCUCUCGGACUAAGUUGGUGCCACAUUCUCGCCGACUUCAUGUCCAUGGACCUGCUGGUGAAGCUCUGGGGUGAGGCUCACCGGAAGCAAGGCAAGCUCUCGUCACGUCCCACGUCCAGCGUCGAUGUCACCUCGGCCGACGUCCAGCUCCCGCAGCCCUUCGCGCACACCAACUUGAGCAUCAACGCGUCGGAGCUGGACACCCGCGUCUUCCACUUCGGCUCCAAAGUGGUCGAGGCGAUCACGCGCGAGUCCGGCGGCGGCGGCGGCGAGACGGAGGCUCUGUGCGCCGCGGUGUGGAAGGCCGUCGUCAAGGCACAGGAGCAGCCGAGCAGCGGCGACUCGCGGCUGUGCUUGUGGAGCAACACCAACUUGGAGCGGAACCGCGGCUACUUUGGAAACUCUGCCACCGCCUUUAAGUUCGUGGACGCGGUCUCGCCGCUCGGUCAGUCCAGCGUGAGCGACGUUGCAAAGGCGAUCCAGCUGGGAACCAGGACCAACGGAUCCUACAAGUGCGCCUCCUCCUUCUUCGCCAACAACGUUCUCUUUUGCAACUGGGCCGCCAACGUUCCCGUCUACGACGAUGCCGACUUUGGCUUCUCCAAGCCGUUCUACGUCGAGUUCCUGGCGGCUCCGCUCUUCGGCGAGGGGAUGGUGACCAUCGCUCCCGGCCGCGAAGGCGGGCGCAGCAAGAGCGUGUGUGUGUCUCUUCGAUCCGAGGCCAUGAAAAGGCUGCUGCAGGAAAGUUAUUUUGGUAGCUCCUCCACCAAGCCGGCUAACGGCGUGAUCUCUUGACGCAUCACGCAUUUCUAAACUCGUUUGUGAAACGCUCCAAGAUCGUCCUAGGAGAGGCGAUGAAUCCCUGUAAUCUAUUUCUGCCAGAAAAAACGGGAAAACGUCCGUGCGUUUGGAAUGGAAUAAGAGAAGAUGAGGAAGUUCUCACCUCUAUAAUUGAGA